This is a messenger RNA of Megalops cyprinoides (Indo-Pacific tarpon), 1330 nucleotides long. It is a transcript of the gene mrpl19, whose product is annotated as mitochondrial ribosomal protein L19. Gene Ontology annotation, biological process: translation. Gene Ontology annotation, molecular function: structural constituent of ribosome. Bases 14 to 865 code for a protein of 283 amino acids. The transcript is spliced from 6 exons. NCBI's taxonomy places the organism in Eukaryota, Metazoa, Chordata, Actinopteri, Elopiformes, Megalopidae. The record is from RefSeq and is a predicted model, not a curated record. Gene Ontology annotation, cellular component: ribosome; mitochondrial large ribosomal subunit.
GUCAGUGGUGAACAUGGCUGCCUCUGUAAGGUGCGUGAGGACGGCGAUUUGCUCUUUGAGGGCAUUCGGGAACCAAAAUGAACGUCUCUUGUCCACAUCUUUGCCGCGCCUUGCAUCGGGAGGGGAUGUUAAUCAGCCACCAAAAUUCACGCCGCCUACAAAGCCUGUCAUCAUUGACAAAACUCAGACUGGCGGGACGCUCCGCAGGUUCCUGAGCCCUGAGUUUAUCCCUCCGAGGCAAAGAACAAACCCACUGAAAUUCAGAGUAGAGAGGAAAGACAUGAUUCAAAGGCGGAAAGUUCUCAACAUUCCUGAAUUCUACGUCGGAACCAUCUUAGCAGUAACCAUGUCCGACCCAAAUGACAGUGGAAAAAGCAACCGCUUUGUGGGAAUAUGUAUCCAAAGGUCUGGCAAGGGACUUGGGGCCACUUUUGUCCUGAGAAACAUAGUUGAGGGUCAAGGUGUGGAGGUCUGCUACGAGCUGUACAGCCCCCGUAUACAGCAGAUCGAGGUGCUGAAGCUGGAGAAGAGGCUGGACGAUAACCUCAUGUACCUCCGUGACGCACUUCCCGAAUACAGCACUGUGGACUUCAACAUGAAGCCCGUGACCACUUCCCUCAGUGGGGAGGUGCCUGUCAAUGCUCUGAAAGUGAAGAUGAAGCCCAAGCCGUGGUCCAAGCGCUGGGAGAGGCCCAAGUUCAACAUCCAGGGCAUCCGCUUCGACCUGUGCCUGUCCCCGGAGAAGAUGGAGGAGGCCAAGAAGUGGGAUAAGCCCUGGCUGGAGUACGACAUGCUGAAGGAGUACGACACCACCCAGCUGGAGAAGAGCGUUUGGCAGGAGGUGCAGCAAGAGAUGAGCAAGUGAAGUGCCCCCCUGGGCAACUGCAGAGACAAAGGGGAGGGCAGCGAUUACAUCAGAAUAUAAGUUCACCAGUCUUGGGCUCAGAGGGCCACAGUCCAGCAGUCUUUAAGAUCACUAGAACUCUCUAAGUUAGAAACAGUGGCUAUGAUGGAUUGGUUCAAUCAUCUGUUACACUGAGAAAAGACCCCCUACUAGCCUUAUUUCAUAUGAAAGCUCUCAUUGAUGAAACGGAUUAAUACAUCUGGGCUCAGGUGGACUCCAGAACUCCAGGCCCUGGUAAAAGGCAGUGGUUUCUUAUGUUUCUGAAUUUGCACUUCAAAGGAAACUUUUCCAUCCUGAGCUGCAAAAUAUAUUAUAUAAAUGACACAACUGGGUUGUAUUUUAUUUGUGCUGCAUAUUAUUGUGGUAAUCACCUCUUUGUUGUAUUUUCACAUGGACAUAGGAAAUUUGAAUUUUGGAUAUCAAACU